This is a messenger RNA of Staurois parvus, 398 nucleotides long. Lineage: Eukaryota; Metazoa; Chordata; Amphibia; Anura; Ranidae. The record is from the annotation of a GenBank genome assembly.
GGGGAUUGGAACACCUGAAUCAUAUGAUAUGGAGGGGAUUGGAACACCUGAAUCACAUGAUAUGGAGGGGAUUGGAACACCUGAAUCACAUGAUUGGGAGGGGAUUGGAACACAUGAAUCACAUGAUAUGGAGGGGAUUGGAACACCUGAAUCACAUGAUUGGGAGGGGAUUGGAACAACUGAAUCACAUGAUUGAGAGGGGAUUGGAACACCUGAAUCACAUGAUAUGGAGGGGAUUGGAACACCUGAAUCACAUGAUAUGGAGGGGAUUGGAACACCUGAAUCACAUGAUUGGGAGGGGAUUGGAACACCUGAAUCACAUGAUAUGGUGGGGAUUGGAACACCUGAAUCACAUGAUAUGGUGGGGAUUGGAACACCUGAAUCACAUGAUAUGGAGG